Messenger RNA from Homalodisca vitripennis (glassy-winged sharpshooter), 3871 nucleotides. It is a transcript of the gene IntS8, whose product is annotated as integrator complex subunit 8. Gene Ontology annotation, cellular component: integrator complex. The record is from RefSeq and is a predicted model, not a curated record. The transcript is spliced from 13 exons. Bases 1339 to 3699 code for a protein of 786 amino acids. Gene Ontology annotation, biological process: snRNA 3'-end processing. NCBI's taxonomy places the organism in Eukaryota, Metazoa, Arthropoda, Insecta, Hemiptera, Cicadellidae.
UAAGGUGCCAUCCCUAUCAGGUGCCAUAGUUAACCUCCCUCCCUUCACUUUUAAAAUACGUCUGGUCCACGAGGAGGUAGAGUCAACAGACCUGGGCAAGGCACCGGUCCAUGUGUAAUUUGCUGUCUCGCUGUACCACAGAUGGGCACUCAGGGCUGUAUUCAAUAAUGCUCUCCAUUCUAAACUAAGGUCAGUAACAGGUCUUAGCUGUUUAUUAUCCUGUCAUUAAGGUGCCAUCCCUAUCAGGUGCCAUAGUUAACCUCCCUCCCUUCACUUUUAAAAUACGUCUGGUCCACGAGGAGGUAGAGUCAACAGACCUGGGCAAGGCACCGGUCCAUGUGUAAUUUGCUGUCUCGCUGUACCACAGAUGGGCACUCAGGGCUGUAUUCAAUAAUGCUCUCCAUUCUAAACUAAGGUCAGUAACAGGUCUUAGCUGUUUAUUAUCCUGUCAUUAAGGUGCCAUCCCUAUCAGGUGCCAUAGUUAACCUCCCUCCCUUCACUUUUAAAAUACGUCUGGUCCACGAGGAGGUAGAGUCAACAGACCUGGGCAAGGCACCGGUCCAUGUGUAAUUUGCUGUCUCGCUGUACCACAGAUGGGCACUCAGGGCUGUAUUCAAUAAUGCUCUCCAUUCUAAACUAAGGUCAGUAACAGGUCUUAGCUGUUUAUUAUCCUGUCAUUAAGGUGCCAUCCCUAUCAGGUGCCAUAGUUAACCUCCCUCCCUUCACUUUUAAAAUACGUCUGGUCCACGAGGAGGUAGAGUCAACAGACCUGGGCAAGGCACCGGUCCAUGUGUAAUUUGCUGUCUCGCUGUACCACAGAUGGGCACUCAGGGCUGUAUUCAAUAAUGCUCUCCAUUCUAAACUAAGGUCAGUAACAGGUCUUAGCUGUUUAUUAUCCUGUCAUUAAGGUGCCAUCCCUAUCAGGUGCCAUAGUUAACCUCCCUCCCUUCACUUUUAAAAUACGUCUGGUCCACGAGGAGGUAGAGUCAACAGACCUGGGCAAGGCACCGGUCCAUGUGUAAUUUGCUGUCUCGCUGUACCACAGAUGGGCACUCAGGGCUGUAUUCAAUAAUGCUCUCCAUUCUAAACUAAGGUCAGUAACAGGUCUUAGCUGUUUAUUAUCCUGUCAUUAAGGUGCCAUCCCUAUCAGGUGCCAUAGUUAACCUCCCUCCCUUCACUUUUAAAAUACGUCUGGUCCACGAGGAGGUAGAGUCAACAGACCUGGGCAAGGCACCGGUCCAUGUGUAAUUUGCUGUCUCGCUGUACCACAGAUGGGCACUCAGGGCUGUAUUCAAUAAUGCUCUCCAUUCUAAACUAAGAAAUGGAGCAGGGCUGGAGAUGCAAGAUGACAGGUUCAACCGGAUUGAGCAGGAAGCGGACCAGAGUGUCCGUAUACUCAUGGACAUCAAUAGGCUGCUCUUGGGCCCGCAGAUGGUUGUCCCAUCCUCACAGACCUUUGUGCCACUUGUAGAGGAUGGGCAAAACGAGAAAACUCCCAAUUGGACCUUAGGCACCAACAUUCCCUCUGCUGAGUUUUUCACUAUGGUUUUAAUGGAUCUAGCGACAUACUUGUUCUACCGGGAAGACUACACUUUGGCACUUGAAUACUUUGAGAAGUCCAAGCGGGAGUUUGAAAAGUGGAAUGGUAACACUGCUGCUCUGGAGGGGUACUGUAAGACUGAUAUGGCCACAAUUGAAGGCUACAUCACGGCAUGUCAAGCACCAGUAAUGUCAUCGGGACUGUCUCUCACUGACAGGUUCAUGAUAUCAGUCAACAAUCACUAUGAGGGUAUACUGGCGAUCCUAGCGGAGGACAACUUGAAGCGUGAAGUGCCAGUGAGUAUGCGAGAGAGUCUGGAACUGGACAUUGCAGCGGCAAUCUCCUCUGGAGGUUUCACAGCCACCAGGGAUCUCAUCUUCCAGAUCCAGUCACUCAACACAGUGUACAAGCGGGCUGCAGAUCUCCCCUGUCUCUACGACUACUGUGAAAAACUCGUGGCUGCUCGUAGAGGAGUCGAGAUCUUUGCCUGGGCACUGAAAGCUACACUAACGGACUCACGACCAGAUGAGAGGGAGCAACUUAGUCUGUUUGUGGUGGAACUACUGGAGAAUGUUGAUGCUGGAGUCCAGUUAGAGCUGAUAGGACACGAGAUAGUGAGGCAGCUCAGUAGAGACCAGACUGUCUUGCAGUCCAACAUUAAAGCACCGGUUACACAACUCUUUGUGCCCCCUGAUUUCAACAACAUCCAGUUGAAGAACGGUGAACUUGAAAAUCAGUUGAUAAACAGCAAUGAGCCACUCCAUAUUAAAGAAAUAAUCAUCAAACUGGUGGAAGCAAAUGCUAUCAGACCUGUUUGGCAGAUUGAAAACAAGUGGGAGCUUGGCACCCCUCUCCACGCGAUUGUGCUCAGUAUUCCCUCAGAAAUGAUGCAGCAUUACUUGUACGUUUUGCUUGGCAAGGCAAAAUAUUUAGAUAGUCUUGGGAGGUUUGAGGUGGCAAGGCGGCUGUUGGUGGCAGCUGAGUCUGAGGUCACACACCACGGAGGUAUGAUGAAACUGGCUCAGCUUAUUGCGUGGGAAAUAUUGCUGGUAGAGUGUCACCAUCUGCACGCCGAGUGGCCUAAUAAGACUCCAGGAUGUACUACGGUGGUUUCCCGCUGCCAAGACAUUCUGCAGCCUAGUGAUAUGAUGGUGCUGCCACGGGUGGAGGUGGUGGAGACCGCGGCUGUCACCCUGCUAAACCUGGGCGAUUGGGAGACACUGGUCAACCAGGCCUCGGACAAGCGGCUGGUGCUCUGUGACCUCUCCGCCUCGCUGGCUCAAGCUUGUCAGGACAUCGUCAAAUACAAGGGCAACAAGAAGAUCUCCCGCGGAGCUUGGGAUCUUAUUGUACCUGUGUUCGUGUACGGCUCCAGUUCAGGGCUUGGCAAGAGAGGGCUAGUUCACGAGGCCCACCAGCCUCUUCUACAGCCAGUGCUGCGAUUGUGCGGCCAAUUGCGGGACUGGACCGUACUUAGUGCUGCCAUAUCUCUGCUGGCCAGACUACACAAUAUCCUACGAGACGAGACUACCCUGGAGCUUGUCUGCGAACACACGGCCCUCUGGCCUAGUGUUGUCAGCAGUACAAAUUCUUACAACAUCCAAUUGGUUAGUGAACAUCUGUGGCAGUUGGUCAACUCUGCCCUUGAGUAUUAUCCCAAGAACAUCAGCUUACACAAACUGUUAGGAGAUUACUAUUAUGUUGGAGAACACUAUAGUGCAGCAGUAAAACAGUACCUGUUGGCUGCCGUGAUAGCGACAGACAGCUUCAGCCGGCCUCUGACCAAGGCUGUAAUGGAAGAUUAUGUGUACAAGCGGAUGAUCAAGUGUUUGAGCCAGUUACACUGUCACACUCAGGCUGGAGUCCUUUGCCAAUUCCUGGAAGAAGUGGACUACAACACGGCCUUUAAGAGCUUUACAGAGAGUGUCUGUCAUGAUUGUAUGGACACGUACUAUGACUGUAUCUGGGAUGUGAACAUCCUGGAGUACCUCAUCUACCUGCAGAACAAGAAGGGUAACAAGGACCGUGCCAAGAAGGCUAUUGAUAUGAUCGGCUUGCUCGAGCUCAACGCUAACAACAACGAGGAGAUCAAGCGAGAAGCAGCAAACAAGCGAAAGAUCAGGUUUAUGCAAGCACUCGUUAGACAGUAUGUUCUGUGAUAGUACUUUUGUAAGUGUUGUUUUAGAAUAGUGUAUGUAAAGGAUGUACUUUUUACUCUGUGUAAAUAUUGUAAAUAGCUUAAAAUAAGUUUUGUGUCAUGUUUAAGUAUACAAUGUUAUCAAAUGUAUGUUAAAUUAAUUUGUGUAAAUAAACAACUUUGGAACUAUUGAA